Coregonus clupeaformis (lake whitefish) is the source of this 1781-nucleotide messenger RNA. RefSeq names its product zinc finger protein 624. The transcript has 2 exons. The record is from RefSeq and is a predicted model, not a curated record. The coding region runs from base 137 to 1222 and encodes 361 amino acids. Gene Ontology annotation, molecular function: RNA polymerase II cis-regulatory region sequence-specific DNA binding; DNA-binding transcription factor activity. Lineage: Eukaryota; Metazoa; Chordata; Actinopteri; Salmoniformes; Salmonidae. Gene Ontology annotation, biological process: regulation of transcription by RNA polymerase II.
UUGUUCUAUCUGUGUCGUCAUAUUCGUGAAACCAGAUAGCUAUAAACAAAGAUGGUGGAUUGUGAAAAUACUAAUAUUACCUGAAAGAUUAUAAGUAACACCUUUCAUCGGUGGUACUACUCUCACAGCAAACAAAAUGUCAAAAUUGGAAUUGUUGAAUAUAUUUCUCACUGAGAGAUUAACCGCGGCUGCCGAGGAGAUAUUUGGGGUUGUGAAGGGGACGAUAGUUGAGUACCAGACAGAAAUCGUUCGCUCCAAGGAGGAGAACAAUCGUCUCCGAAAGCUGCUGGAUAUCGCUGUCCAGCGCGUUCUACUCCAAACAGACCACCAUGCUAUCCAUCUCACUGAAGAUGCAUCUUCCCCUGAGCAGCAGCACUGUGAGCAGGAGUGGAGCCCUGGUCUGGGCCAGGACCCAGAGCCCACACAGAUUAAAGAGGAACAGGAGCUCAGAAUCAGCCAGGAGGAAGAGCAGCUUCAGGGUCUGGAGUCUGAUACCAAAGGAGAGUCAAUAUUAACUCCUCCCUUUGUUAAAAGUCACUGUGAUCAGGACCCACCUCAGCCUUCACAUCUUCCACAUACCCAAACUGUGGACAUCAGAGAAGGAGACUCUUUAGCCAGAACCAUAUCUUAUAAACAGAUCAAAAUAGAGAAUGAAGGAGAAGGCUACAGCACAUCAGAACCAACCAUUGACUUACAGCCCAUCUUCACCAUGAAUUCAGACUGUCUUGCAGCUUCGAGUGAAAACUGUGCCCAACCCAAUAUCAACAAUAGAAUUCAGAGAGAAGGACUCCCAGUAUAUAAGGCCCCACAGCCACAGGGAACAAGCAGUGCAUAUGAAAGAGAAAGUAUAGGUCUACACAUAGAUGUUAGAGGCCAGAACACCUUAAAGCUGCCUCAACAGAGAUCCCCCUAUCAACCCCAGGGCAUACAGAGAGUGUAUCGUUGCAGAGAGUGCGGGAAAUGCUUCAGUUUCUCCUGUCAGUUAGAGGUCCACAUGCGAUGGCACACCAAGGAAAGACCAUUCAGCUGCUCUGUGUGCAGAAAAGGCUUCACAACCAUCAGCAUGUUGAGGAGGCACCACCGCAUUCACACUGGAGAGAAGCCCUUCCGCUGUCACAUCUGUGGGAAAUGUUUCAACCAGUCGGCUCACCUGAACACUCACUUUAAAAUUCACCCAGGGGAGAGACCACACGGCUGGAAAAUGGCUCGGUCAAAACGUUAACAGCAGAGACAUCUACGCUCACUCUUGAAAUUAAGUUCUUAGCACAGAAGGAGAGUAACAUGUAAAUCUGGGCAGUUUAAUUAUUGGCCAGGAUUUAAAACACUAGAAGAAUCAGUGAUUGAACAAUGCAUUACAAUACAGUGGGGGAAUGGGAAUACCUUUUGAGUAAUGAAAACUGUUUUUCACUGAUCCAUGUGAUUGUAUUGCUGCAUGCGUCAUCAUCUGAAGCCUUGCGUGCGGCCAUGCUUGGUUCAGCGCGAACAUGAGGAUAUGAAUACUGCCAGUAGCUGUAUAUAUGUUGACUGAUGAGUGUUGUUCUUUUGUAAUUACACUACAAAUUUUACAGGAAGCAGAGGAUAGAAUCUGUCUUAUUUAGUAGAUGCAGACCAAUCCAUUUAUUUGAUCAUCCUCAUCUAUUUCCCCUUAGGACUUGGACCUGACUGCUGGUCUGUGUGACUAUCCUAUUAGGGUCUUGACAGUUAUCUCUGAUGAAAUUACUGUGUUAAAAUGUGUUCCGUACUGAAUGUUAACUGUUUUUUAAUAAAUAAUUGGUCUAAUG